AUGCGCUUCGCCGGGGGCGAAACGUUUAGCGAAAUAGAUGCCUGCCUCUUGAAGACUCUGGUGUUCGCUAUAGUUUUACUAGCCGGUCGCUCUUCGUAUUCCGCCAAUCGUCGUAUAAUAAAACCAAGCCUGUCAGCCAUAGUCGCAAUGAAGACGACGCAGACGGUGCUACUGUUGUUGUCAGUGUUCCUCCCGUUGGCAAUCUCCGUACCCACGCCGUUGACAUGUCCUCUGACAGGAAAACCGCCUAGCGUUCCGCAGAUUCCCUCCGCUCGCUGUCUCGAUGCAGCCAAAUCGUCGUGCUGCCAGGACUGCAGCGACUUCAGCUACGCGCUGAACCUCCUUACAGCAGAUGUAACUAAGCUUGUCAGCGACAUGAAUCCAGACUACGCGAAAUUCGUGCCUGAAGGCACCGAAAUUCAGUUUUGCAGCAUGUUUCAGGGAAAAGAAACUUGUUCAUUACUGGUGGAAAGCAUUAUCUGUGCUAUAACCUGCAAUCCAGGUUCCAGCAACUACGUGACAUCAAACAAUGGAGCUGUAACGGUUACAGUCUGCGAAACCAUGGCGAACCAGGUCUACGACGCCUGCUCCGGACUUACUUAUAACAACUUUCCGCUAAGCUCUCUGAUCAAGGACGCGGGAGGGUUCAUGUCGGGCGCCAUGACGAGCAUCGUGAAGAUGGCAACAGGGUUGAAGGACGUGACCAUCAACAUCGACAAGACAGAUGGCAAAUGCUACAGUGGUCCUAAGGCGCUUCCAAAGUCCACCUCCUGUUGUGACAACAUGACUGUGCCUGGAAACUGCCCUGCUGGCGUGGUUGACGCCAACCAGUUCAGCCAGUCGCUCGGAAAGAUUAAAAGCACUGCGUCGUGUGGAAAUUCCACAGUGCAGAGCACCCAGGCUGCAUCCCCACCACCACCUCCAAAGAGUGCUAAUGUUGUCACUGUUUCCCUUGUGACGCUAGUGUGCAUGUUUGCAGGCAUGAUGCUGAUUUAG
Molecule: messenger RNA, 996 nt
Organism: Closterium sp. Yama58-4
Lineage: Eukaryota; Viridiplantae; Streptophyta; Zygnematophyceae; Desmidiales; Closteriaceae
Source: the annotation of a GenBank genome assembly